GGUGUGUGUGUAUAUAUAAAAAAAAUGUGAAGGAGGCCGGGGACUAGUGAGUGUGAGAGCCACUGUCCAGGAUGAAACAUCCAAGCUCCAUGAAUACAUCAAGGAGAAGGCUCCAACGGAUGACGUACUCAGAGAAUGUCUCAGACAAUGGGGAACAGAAGAUGAGGCGCUGGAAGAGGGACCAUCAUGGGAGGACAAGCCCCUACACGGGAUGUACCACCGGACCAUAACUGAAGUGGCUGAUCUCAAGAAGUCCUAUCAGUGGCUAGAGAGGGCUGGCCUGAAGGACAGCACAGAGGCACUCAUCCUGGCUGCUCAGGAACAGGCCUUGAGCACCAGAGCCAUCGAGGCCCAGAUAUACCACACCAGACAAGACCCAAGGUGUAGGUUGUGCAAAGAGGCACCUGAGACGAUCCAACACAUAACUGCAGGGUGUAAGAUGCUGGCAGGGAAAGCCUACAUGGAACGCCAUAACCAGGUGGCUGGCAUAGUCUACCGAAACAUCUGUGCGGAGUAUGGACUGGAAACCCCAAGGUCAAAAUGGGAAACACCUCCGAAGGUGGUGGAGAAUGACAGAGCGAAGAUCCUGUGGGACUUCCAGAUCCAGACUGACAAGAUGGUAAUGGCGAACCAACCAGAUAUCGUGAUCAUAGAUAAAGGGCAGAGGAAAGCCGUUGUAGUGGAUGUAGCGGUCCCUAGUGAUGGAAACAUCAGGAAGAAGGAACAUGAGAAACUCGAGAAAUACCAAGGGCUCAGAGAGGAGCUGGAGAGAGCCUGGAAGGUAAAGGUGACAGUCGUGCCUGUGGUGGUCGGAGCACUCGGGGCAGUGACCCCCAAACUAGAUGAGUGGUUGCAACAGAUCCCGGGAACAACAUCGGACAUCUCAGUCCAGAAAUGUGCAGUGCUGGGAACAGCAAGGAUACUGCGCAGAACCCUCAAGCUUCCUGGCCUCUGGUAGAGGACCCGAGCUGAAUGAGGGACGGACACCACCCGAGGGGUGAGAUGAGGAUUUUUUUUUUUUUAUAUAUACACACACACACACACACACACAGUAUAUAUAGCUGGAGAGCCUGGAAGGUAAAGGUAAAGGUGACAGUCGUGCCUGUGGUGGUCUGAGCACUCGAAACAGUAACCCCCAAACUGGAUGAAUCAACAAAGCAACAGAUCCCGUGCUGGGAAGAGCAAGGAUACUGUGCAGAACCCUCAAACUUCCUGGCCUCUGGUGGAGGACCCGAGCUGAAUUGAACCCGGUACCUCAGCACUGUGAAGUCGACGUGCUAACCACUGGACUGCCGGGCUGAUCGUAUUUAUUAAGGGUGAAAAAAAAAAAUAGAACCUUCUUCCAAGCUGUCUGGUCCUGCGCCGAAAAAGUACUUGCCCCAUAAACCUAAUAAGUGGUUGGGCCACCCUCAGUAGCAACUGAUAUCAGGCAUUUUUUCUGACUGGCAAUAAGUGUCCCACAUCCCUGUGGAAAUAUUUUUGGUCUGCUCCUCCUUGCAGAACGGCCUGAAUUUAGCAUUGUUGGCAGAUUUUCAGGUUCUAUUUCAUGAUGCCUUGAUUGAACAGGUCCGCAGGGAAUCAGGCUUGAGUGUGGUCAGGGAAAAUGAACUCAGCUUUGCAAAAAAAAUGCUAUUAGCCACAGUUUAACGAUUUAAACUGGGGCAAGCACUUUUUCCCUCUGGGCCAGAUAGCUUUGAAUAGUAUGUUUUGCUUAGUGCAUAAAAUCACCAAUUUAUAACUGUGUUUUAUGUUUUACUUGGGUUAUCAUUUCCAUUUUUACAUUUGUUUGAUGAUUUUUAGCAUUAAAAUGAGUAAAUUAGAAAAAAAAAGAGAAUUUGAAAAGAUUGUUAAUACUGUUUCACAGCGCUGCAAAUUGAAUUUCUACUUGAGGGAUCAGGCUCGGUGUAUUACAGCUAAAUAAUACAUUAAAAAAUAACAUUUUCAAGAAAGAAUCUCCGGUUUGUGGUUUCAAGGACAAUUUUUGGGUGUCACCGUGGGUGUUUUCAUAUGUACAUAGAGCUCACAUUAGCCACAUGUUGAUGAAGUAUUUCCCCAAAUAGAUGUUUGGAUUGAGUGAAAGGAUUCAACGUGUCAGGAAUGGUCAUGCUUAAGAAGAACCCAAGAGGAAAGAAGAGGCUUGAAAAAAAGGAAGAUCACAUUGGCUGGACAAUGGAGUGAAAAUGCUGACUUAUUCGAGAUUUCUUUGGAGUCCUCCUGCAAUGGUUUCUUUGAAAGAUAUGUUUAGUGUUGCUUUUUUUUGGUGUGUUUGU
Hippocampus zosterae (dwarf seahorse) is the source of this 2270-nucleotide messenger RNA. RefSeq lists its product as uncharacterized. The record is from RefSeq and is a predicted model, not a curated record. Lineage: Eukaryota; Metazoa; Chordata; Actinopteri; Syngnathiformes; Syngnathidae. Bases 212 to 958 code for a protein of 248 amino acids. The transcript has 2 exons.